CCUGAGGCUGUACGCCGCUGUAGCCUGUAGCACCAGUUGCUGAGUUGGCUGUCAAGUUUCUGCGGAGUUUCUGCCCCCACUCAUUCGUUGUCAAGCCUAGGGCCAAGCCCAGCAUACUGAAAUCGACAAGGAGUAGGAGGAAGGGGCAUGUCCUUGUCGUUGACUUCUCAGCAUCAUAGCAAGUUUCACUCUCUCGCUGCCGCAUUUUGGCGGGAAGCCACUCAUUUGCGGUGUAGGCCACGUCCAAUGUAAGGACUAAAGUUGUUUGUGUGGGUAAAUAGCCGCACGCACAAUGGCAGAGCCCUCAAGGAAGCGUCCGUCUCGCUUCGAUGCUGAUGGUGAGAGGAGUACCACCCGGGCCCGACCAAACGGUAUCGAGCUAAGCAACGGGGCUCAUGGAGAGGAUGACGUGGACAUGGCACUGCUGGAAGCGGCUGAGAAAGAAGCGGGGCAAGGGGUUGAAACUCUGGAUGCUCGGACUUUGAAACGGAUGGUGCUGAGUUUUGAGAAGCGGGUCACUGAGAAUCUGGAAGCUCGAAUGAAGUAUGCAGAUGCUCCGGAAAAGUUUGUGGGUUCCGAGGUCGACUUGGACGAGGAAGUGAAGAAGCUGCAUGCCCUCUCCGCUGCCCCAGAGCUGUACCCGGAGCUGGUGCGCCUGAACGUGGUGCCAUCGCUCGUAGGCCUGCUGAGCCACGAGAACGUGGACAUCUCCACCGACGUCAUCGACGUCAUCAAGGACCUGACCGACAGCGACGCGCUGGAGGAGAGCAGCGAGGAGGCGCAGGUGCUCGUGGACGCCCUGCUGGACAACAACGUGCUUGAGCUGCUCACACAGAACCUAUCCCGGCUGGACGAGAGCAGCCCCGACGAGGCGUCCGCAGUGUACAGCACCCUGGGGAUCGUAGAGAAUCUGGUGGAGGUGAGCCCCCCUGUUGCGGAGAUGGUGUGCGAGCGCACCAAGCUGCUGGCCUGGCUGCUCAACCGCCUCAAGGGGCGAGAGGCGGACGGCAACAAGCUGUACAGCAGUGAGAUCCUGGCCAUCCUGAUGCAGGAGAGCAGUGUGAACCAGAAGAAGCUGGGCCAGAUGAACGGCAUCGACGUGCUGCUCAAGGCGGUGGCUGCAUUCAAGUCGCGGGAUCCGCGGACGACAGACGAAGAGGAGAUGCUGGAGAACCUGUACGACGUGCUGUGCAGCGUGCUGCUUCCCGACGAGAACAAGGAGCGCUUUGUGGCGUCGGAGGGCGUGGAGCUGAUGAUCAUCGUGAUCCGGCAGAAGCGGCAGGCGUACGCGUCCGCGUUCAAGACGCUCGACUUUGCGCUCACGCGCUGCCCCACCGCCUGCGACCGCUUCGUCAACGUGCAGGGCCUCAAGACGCUCUUCGCAGCAUUCAUGGCCAAGGGCCUUCCUAAGAGCAAGAAGAAGGACCAGUCCCCCGACGAGAUUGACGAGCGGGCGGUGUCCCUCAUUGCGUCUCUUCUUGGGAAUGUGACGCGGGGCAGCCUGCGGGACCGCAUCCUGAGCAAGUUUGUGGAGAGGGAGUACGAGAAGGUGGACCGCCUCAUGGAGUUGUUCAUCAAGUACCAGGGCCGGGUAGAAGAAGAGGAGGGGCGGCAACAGAACUUGCCCGCCGACCUUCAAGAAGAUCUGUCGGACGAGGAGAGGUACCUGGCCAAGUUGGGGGCAGGCUUGUACACGCUCCAGUUACUGGCACUAAUAGCCGGCAGCAUCUGGGCCACAGACCAUCGGGGGAUGCGGGAGCGGCUGCUGCUGUUGUUGCACCAGCAGGGGCUGACGCUGGAGGUAAUUCGACGAGUGCUGCAAGAGUAUCACGACAACAUCGGAGACGUGGAGGGACAGCACGAAAGGGACAAGCGACGGAGCAGGGUGCAGAGAUUCAUGAAAGCAAUGACGCCAAAGGAGUUAGAACAAGACCCGUUUGGGAUCAGCGAAUUGACUUGAUGAGGAGGAGUGAUGCAAUUGUCCGAGUUCGCCUCAAUGCUCGGCCACUCGUAAAUCUUGCCACCAGCUCAAUGUAUGUUGUUGUACGAUCGAUCCGGAUGAUGGUAAGUGUAAGUUGCCAGGUCCGCAAGCAAAACGGUACUGCCUGUAGGAGCGAUGCUAUGAUGACGCAUUGGAUAUCUGCUUUCAAGUUUGCUGAGUACAGAUUGAUCAUCGGCC
This is a messenger RNA of Klebsormidium nitens, 2179 nucleotides long. NCBI's taxonomy places the organism in Eukaryota, Viridiplantae, Streptophyta, Klebsormidiophyceae, Klebsormidiales, Klebsormidiaceae. The record is from the annotation of a GenBank genome assembly.